Molecule: messenger RNA, 633 nt
Organism: Penicillium samsonianum
Lineage: Eukaryota; Fungi; Ascomycota; Eurotiomycetes; Eurotiales; Aspergillaceae
Product: regulator of G-protein signaling domain-containing protein
Exons: 1
Coding region: 1-633 (210 amino acids)
Source: RefSeq, a predicted model, not a curated record
AUGGCAUGUGAAUCUCGCUAUAAGUCCAACCAGUUAGCCAAGUGGCCGACACUUAAUGAAGUGUUGUCUAACACCACGCCUCCACCAUACACCCUUAGCGCAUUCAUGACAUAUCUAUCCGAAAACCAUUGUCGCGAGACUUUGCAGUUUAUCAUGGCAGCAAAGCAUUAUUGCGAUACUUAUAACUCGUUCGUCGAUGAAGCGGGUGAAUCUAUAAUUACGGCCGACUCCUCGGCGGCAAUGCACCUGCGCAUACUUUACCAGCUUCUCCUGACGACGUACAUUAUGCCUGGAGCACCCCGUGAAGUCAACCUAUCGGUCAACGUGCGCAGUUCCCUCUUGCAACAUAAAGAUGUAUCGACACCGCCCCUGCCCGAGGCUCUUGAUCCCGGCAUAAAAAGUAUUCGCGACCUGAUGGAAAAUUCGAUUUUCCUCCUGUUCCUGCAUAGCCGCGCUGCCUUUUCGGAUAGUGACUCGACGUCAGAGGCGUCAAAUAUGGAUAAAGUCAGGCCACAUUACGCGACUACAAGCUCAGACAAUCAAUUCACGCAGCCGGCCCGCCUGCAUGCUAAGCGCCCAUUUCAUAUGGUGAGGACUUGGUCAUGGCCCCCUUGGAAUCGCCAGCCCCGUUGA